This is a messenger RNA of Nestor notabilis (Kea), 519 nucleotides long. RefSeq names its product GTPase RhebL1-like. Gene Ontology annotation, biological process: small GTPase-mediated signal transduction. NCBI's taxonomy places the organism in Eukaryota, Metazoa, Chordata, Aves, Psittaciformes, Psittacidae. The transcript has 6 exons. The record is from RefSeq and is a predicted model, not a curated record. Gene Ontology annotation, molecular function: GTP binding; GTPase activity; GDP binding. Gene Ontology annotation, cellular component: plasma membrane. The annotation marks the transcript as partial.
GAUGAGUACAGCAUCCUGCCCCACUCCUUCAUCGCUGGCAUCCACGGCUACGUCCUGGUGUACCCGGGGACAUCCCUGCGGAGCUUCCAGGUGGUGAAGACCCUUUACAACAAGCUCUGUGAAAGCUGGGGGAAGACGAGUAUGCCUGUAGUGCUGGUGGGGAACAAGGCAGACCUGUCCCUGCAGAGCCGGGAGGUGAAGAUGGAUGAAGGGAAGAAGCUGGCGGAGUCAUGGGGGGCAAUAUUCCUCGAGUCCUCGGCCAAGGAGAGCCAGGUGACCCAGGGGAUCUUCAUGAAGAUCAUUGAGGAGAUCGACCGGGUGGACAACUCCUAUGGCAGAUCCACCGGCUGCCAACUGAUGUGGCCCACCCUGUGGAGAUUAAGGACACGGACUCUGGUCGAUGAGUGGUGGAUCAGCUUGUUGCUGUACAGGAGCUACAAAACCAAGGAGACAGGGUGGCGAAGUGUGAACCGGCAGAUCUAUGAGAGGAGCCGUGGGGGAGGACUGGUGCUGUUGUGA